This is a messenger RNA of Encephalitozoon hellem ATCC 50504, 669 nucleotides long. RefSeq lists its product as uncharacterized. Bases 1 to 669 code for a protein of 222 amino acids. The record is from RefSeq and is a predicted model, not a curated record. The transcript has a single exon. Gene Ontology annotation, cellular component: nucleus. Lineage: Eukaryota; Fungi; Microsporidia; Unikaryonidae.
AUGAAUUGCGAGGAGAGCGGGAAGGAGUGCUCGCUGCAGCAAAAAAGGCUAAUGAGUGCUCUUAAGAGAAGAGAUCUUCUCAGAGAGGAGAUGGAGAAGACUGGGCAAGCCCUCCGGAGGCUGGAAGCCCAUCGAAGGGCGCUGGUGGACGUGCUAAGGAUCUAUGAUGGCAGGAUGGAGAUAGAUGCCGGGAGAUACAGGCCGGCCUAUAGGGUAGACCUCAGGGAUUCGAAGGGGCUGAUACAUGUUCCUGGAGAAAGACAUUAUCUAGUGAUAUACAGCCUUGGAAGGAUUCCAACGCCAAGCAUGAAGCCAUUCUAUAGUCAGAAGAAUGUUUAUCCUGUUGACUACAUGUGUAAAAGGGCAUAUUAUAGGGGUGGAGGAGGGUUUCCAACGGGGAAGGACAUGGCUCUGUAUACAUGUACUGUUAGGAAUGUUUGUAGCAAGCCUUUAUUUGAGAUAACCGAAGGGGAUCUGUGCAUAAGGGGAAAGGCCGGGGAGGUGUUCAAUGCAUUCAGAAGCCUAUUUCCUGAAGGUAUUGAGUUUACAAGCAUAGUUGAGUUUUUUGGGUUGAACAAUAUGCAUGUCAGAAAGCUGAUCAGCGAGCAGAAGGGGUUUGCAGAGCUUGGGAUUGGAGACAAGUGGGAAAGGAGGCCCUCUGUUGGGUAG